Molecule: messenger RNA, 1431 nt
Organism: Necator americanus (New World hookworm)
Lineage: Eukaryota; Metazoa; Nematoda; Chromadorea; Rhabditida; Ancylostomatidae
Exons: 14
Coding region: 1-1431 (476 amino acids)
Source: RefSeq, a predicted model, not a curated record
AUGCUACAGUUCUCGUCCGUACCUUUCGCUCUAAUAAUCACACUAUGCCAGGCAAUAGUAACUCGUGGAAAGCCACCAAAUAUCUUAUUCAUCAUGGCCGAUGACCUUGGAUUCAGUGAUCUUGACUGGAAAGAUGAUACGUUAUAUACACCUAAUAUACGAUCGCUGGCUUUCCAUCCACACUCAGUUCAACUUACAAACUCUUACGUAAACCAACUUUGCACACCGACCAGAAGCGCUUUCAUGACCGGCUACUAUCCGUUUCGAGUUGGAACACAGAAUGGUGUUUUUCUGCACAUGGAACCGUCUGGGGUUCCUUUGCUGUUUCCCUUUGUUCCGGAGAAUCUUCGCUCUCUUGGGUACUCGACGUAUCUUAUUGGAAAAUGGCAUCUCGGGUACUGUAGGAAAGAAUUUUUGCCGACAUCGCGUGGUUUCGACUAUUUUUACGGGUUCUAUGGGCCACAAGCUGGGUACUUCAAUCAUAGUUCAGAUCAAUGGCACCGAGAUUUGAGACGAGUUGUUCGAGGAGUUGACCUGUUCGAAGAAUUCGGUGAUGGCAUCAGUUUGCCAGAUUUUAGUCGAAAUGGAAUAUAUUCUACGGAUUUGUUCGCCAACGCAGCUAUGGAGACUAUUGGUUCUCAUAAUUCGUCGAAGCCGUUCUUCCUGUUCCUUUCUUUCCAAGCAGUUCAUCCUCCACUACAGGUCCCAAAACGACUAGAGAAGUACUGCAGCACGAUCAAAUCGAAAUCUCGCCGAAUUUAUUGCGGAAUGUUAACCGCCAUGGAUUUCGCUAUCGGACGAGUUAUUGAUCUCCUUAAAUCCGUUGGGUAUUACGAAGAUACUGUAAUCGUAUUCACCAGUGAUAACGGUGGGACUGCUCAAUUUGGAGCGUCGAAUAAACCGCUUCGAGGUGAAAAGGAUACUCUUUGGGAGGGUGGCACCAAAACAACCACCAUCGUUCAUGCACCAAAAUUCAUAAAGAUGAACGGAGUUAGGCCACAAUUGUUCCAUGUUGUAGAUUGGCACGCAACGUUAUUGGCUAUUGGUGGAAUGCAAUUACAUUCGUAUGGCGACGGCAUUAAUCAAUGGGACUACAUCGUCACUGGAUCACCUCGUGUAAGACGUUUUCAAUUCAUCUACAACAUUGAUGAUCAUGGGUCAGCGAUACGUGAUGGCGAUUACAAACUAAUCUACGGGAACACUGACCGUCGCUUAAGAGGUGAACACGGAAAGAUUCGACUCUAUCGAGUUACUGAAGAUCCCGGUGAACGAAACGAUAUCUCAAGGUUUCAGCCUGGCGUCACUCGUCGGUUACUAAACAAAAUCCUCGAUCUCCAGAAAUACAUGCGACGAAACGUUCGAAAACCUUUGAGUCUUCUGGGAAAUCCAGAGCGAUUAAACGGCAGUUACGCAAGUGGCUGGUGUAUAUAG